Panicum hallii is the source of this 2676-nucleotide messenger RNA. RefSeq names its product calmodulin-binding receptor-like cytoplasmic kinase 2. The transcript has 4 exons. Lineage: Eukaryota; Viridiplantae; Streptophyta; Magnoliopsida; Poales; Poaceae. The coding region runs from base 657 to 2006 and encodes 449 amino acids. The record is from RefSeq and is a predicted model, not a curated record. Gene Ontology annotation, molecular function: ATP binding; protein kinase activity. Gene Ontology annotation, biological process: protein phosphorylation.
CAGUAUACUUGCCGAAACAUGCGACACGGGGUGUGCGCAUAGUUUGGUCCGCUGGAGAUGCGUUGUCUGGUCUUAGAAGCCUUUUUUUUUUUUAGCUGCUGGUGUUGCUUUCGUUGACUAGAUGGCAGAUCGAAUAGAACCACCUGGACAGUAUGCGCAAGUGUUUAUCGUUUGUUGCGUUGCGUGUUGUAUGGCCUUGUGCUUGAACACGUCUUGUGUUGUGUGUGCUUGCUUCCAAAGGAACAAGAGGUAAUAGUACAAUAUUACUCGAUGGAAUUGUCCAAGAAAACGACUCGCGCGCCAUGGUUGGUCAGAGGCUGCAGCCAUGAGCAGCUGCUCCUGUACUGUACCAGUACAUGGUGUGGCGGCGGUAGAGACGCAGAGAGCCCGCGCGCGAGGAGGAAGAGGUCGUCGCUGGACUCCGGCCGCCUCACCCAAAUCUCAACUCGGCAACCGGGGCAAGCGAACGACUCUCCCAGCUGCCUCCCGUCAUCGGCGUUUGCCAGGUCGCGCUGCCACGCGGGCCCCGCCCCCACCGCUCAGCUUAGCUGGCCGGCCGUGGACGCGGUCGGGCUCGCGAGCGAAUCAAUAUAGCAGCAGGCAGCAGGCAGCGGCCGAGCUCACCGCGACGCGCGACCGACCGCGUCUGCCGGAGCAUGGCCGGGCGCGACCGCCGCGGGGCGCUGGCUCCCUCGUCGUCGGGGCGGCGCACGCCGGAGCAGGAGCGCUGGGCGUGGAGCCCCGCGUGGUCGCGCCCGCUUUCCGACCGCAGCACCACCAGCAGGGGCAGCAGCUCCUCCUCCUCCUCCUCCUCCUCAUUCAGGUCCCUGUUCCGCUCCAUCGGGGUCUGGUUCACCUCGCUCUCCACCACCAGCACGUCGUCCGGCGCCAGGAGGCGGCGGAUCAAGGAGGCCGCGCCGGCGGCGGUUGACGUGAUCAAGAAGCCGCCGUUGCCGGCGCACGCCGGGAAGUCGUCCGCCCGCGGGCUCUACGGCGGCAGCGGCUACCGGAACGGCAGCGGCCGGCAGCAGCUGCGCCCGUCGUUCCAGAGCUCCGUCUUCUCCAUGGAGGAGAUCCUCCGGGCCACCACCAACUUCUCGCCGGCGCUCAAGAUCGGACAGGGCGGUUUCGGGGCCGUUUACAAGGGCGUCCUCCCCGACGGCACCGUCGUCGCCGUCAAGCGCGCCAAGAUGCGGAUGCAGAACCCUCACGUGGACGUGGAGUUCCGCAGCGAGGUCAAGAUCAUGGCGCGCAUCGAGCACCAGAGCCUGGUGCGCUUGUACGGCUACAUGGAGUGCGGCGAGGAGCGCAUCGUGGUCGUCGAGUACGUCCCCAACGGCACCCUCCGGGAGCACCUCGACAGAUGCAACGGGCGGUUUCUCGACUUCGGGACGCGCCUGGACAUCGCCAUCGACGUCGCCCACGCCGUCACCUACCUGCACAUGUACUCCGACCACCCCAUCAUCCACCGCGACAUCAAGUCCUCCAACAUCCUCCUCACCGACUCGCUCCGCGCCAAGGUCGCCGACUUCGGCUUCGCCCGCCUCGGCGCCGGCGAGGCCACGCACGUGACGACGCAGGUCAAGGGCACGGCGGGGUACCUGGACCCGGAGUACCUCAAGACCUGCCAGCUCACGGACCGCAGCGACGUCUACUCCUUCGGCGUGCUCCUCGUCGAGCUCGCCUCCGCGCGCCGCCCCAUCGAGACCAAGCGCGAGAUGAAGGAGCGCCUCACCGCGCGCUGGGCCAUGUCCAGGUUCAUCGGCGGCAGCGCCGCCGACGUGCUCGAUCCGCACCUCGCGCGCACGCCCGCCGCGGAGCGCGCGCUGGAGAUGCUGCUGGAGCUCUCCUUCCGGUGCAUGGGGCCCGUCAGGCAGGACAGGCCCGCCAUGAGCGACUGCUGCAGGGCACUCUGGACCAUCAGGAAGACCUACAGGGACAUGCUCGCCGCCGAUGUCACGCCCCAGCACUCCGACCGACCCACCGGCGAUCUCUGGAGGAUCUGAUGCCUGAUCCAACGCAACAACCUUAUUACACUAUUGCUACUAACUGAUUUGGUUUGACUUUGACAUUAACUCUGCUCUGCUGUAAAUACCAAACAAACAAUUGUUGUUGCAUUUCUUCUUAUCAAUUACAUUUUACUAGCCUAGUUGCUCCUGAUCAAGUCCGUGCUAUUAUCGUGCACCUAGCUAAUGUCACUUCUGAAGUGCUACCUGGACUGGAGGGCACGGUAGCGACGCUCAGUUUGCAUGGCCACAUCGUGCUGGUGUUCCUCAUAAAGCAGGUGCCAUUGGCAAUGUACUGCAAGUCACCGGUUUGCCUAAGCCUGAUGAAUCAUUUUUUUUUUGCAGCUGUCUGUUUAACUCUGCUGUAAAGGGUAGAUGGAUUUGGAGGCAUACAGUAGAAGCAAAAUGCUCGAGAGGGAAGUCUUGCUUUUAUAUUCAGUUUUUUUUUAGAAAAAAAAAACACUGAUUCACCUAGCUGGUGAGGUAUGUUGAAUUUAAGAGAUUUGAUGUUGGAGGGGGUGUCCAAGGAAUCUACUUCAGGCAAUUGUUCCAGAAUUCAUUUCUGGGAAGAUUCUUGGACCACCGAUAAACCUCUAGCUAUCUGUACCCUGACAUAUAUGCUACAACGGCCUGCAAUACAAUCAACAUAGUACUGUCUGGCAACAACAAA